This is a messenger RNA of Cucumis melo (muskmelon), 1055 nucleotides long. Its product is annotated as stress-response A/B barrel domain-containing protein At5g22580-like. The transcript is spliced from 2 exons. The coding region runs from base 457 to 906 and encodes 149 amino acids. Lineage: Eukaryota; Viridiplantae; Streptophyta; Magnoliopsida; Cucurbitales; Cucurbitaceae. The record is from RefSeq and is a predicted model, not a curated record.
AGAUGGGAGCUCACAAACCAUUGUCUAUUCAAUAAUGGGUUAAGGAGUGAGGGGCGAGAGGAGAUGAGAGAGAGAGAGAGAGAGUCUCAUGGAGGGGGGUAAAGCAGGGAAGGGUGGGUCCAAGUCCAACCGUGUGGCUCAGCGCCGAAGCGACUGGCCUUGUGGGUCCUUUCUCCUUUAAUCCUUAUACACACCUGAUGCAGUCAACACUCAACAUUGAAACAAAUCCAACAAUUACUUCCAUUACCCUUAGCCCAUAGCCAUAGCCAUUUUUAGGCGAUUGAUUGCUUCAAAACCCAACUGCGAAAAUGGAACUUUGGGGUUGUGUCAGCGGACAGAGGGGGAAAAACCCAGUUACUCUUUAACUCCACGCUAAACUGUUCGAUGAAAUGCCUCUUUAUAAAUUCUGGUCUUCAAUCCACCUUCUUAUCACAUUUGGAGUCUUUGUAGACAACCAUGGGCGAGUUCAAGCACCUUGUUGUUGCCAAGUUUAAGGAAGGUGUCAAUGUGGAUGAAAUUGUUGAGCAAGUGGAGAAGAUGGUUUCUGAUAUUGACUCUGUCAAGUUCUUUGAGUGGGGACAUGAUGUGGAAGGCCAAGACAUGCUGACACAAGGCUUCACACACGUCUUCUCAAUGACAUUUGAUGACAAAGAAGCCAUCACUUCAUUUCUUACCCAUCCUAAACACCUUGAGUUCUGCCCCACCUUCAGUGCAGCCAUUGACCAGAUUGUAGUCCUUGAUUUUCCAUCUAUUCUCGUCAAAGUAGCUGCACCACCUCCAUCACCACCGUCACCGCCAGCAUCGGAAGCAACACCAGAGGCUGCUCUGCCACCAGUGUUGACAUCUACACCUCUACCAACACCUGCCACUGCCACAGCCCCAACACCGGCAUCUGCUUCAGCAUGAUAUAGGAGGCUUCAAGGACAAUGUGGCAUUGUCCAACGUUAAAAGAAUAGUACUCUCUAAUCUUUAUUUGCAGUAUGUACUCUUCUGUUUGCUUUUAUAAUCAUGGAAAGUGAAGUCUUUUCUUAAUGGGAAGAAAGUGGUUGAUGAUC